Hypomesus transpacificus is the source of this 3258-nucleotide messenger RNA. Its product is annotated as polyunsaturated fatty acid lipoxygenase ALOX15B-like. Gene Ontology annotation, molecular function: iron ion binding; oxidoreductase activity, acting on single donors with incorporation of molecular oxygen, incorporation of two atoms of oxygen; protein binding. The record is from RefSeq and is a predicted model, not a curated record. Gene Ontology annotation, biological process: lipid oxidation; linoleic acid metabolic process. Bases 139 to 2784 code for a protein of 881 amino acids. Lineage: Eukaryota; Metazoa; Chordata; Actinopteri; Osmeriformes; Osmeridae. The transcript has 20 exons.
GUCAACCCAACUGAACGUCUUCACAUCUACAACAGGUGUUUGACAGGAGUCAACCCAACUGAACGUCUUCACAUCUACAACAGGUGUUUCACAGGAGUCAACCCAACUGAACGUCUUCACAUCUACAACAGAAAGACAAUGUUUUCGUACUCGGUGACCGUGUUUAGUGGCAAACUGCUGGAUUCUGGAACAUCGGACCAUGUCUACAUCAAGCUGGUGGGGAUGAAGGGAGAGAGUCGUUGGGAGUUGAUUCUGAGUGAAGGACUCCAAACAGGAAAGUCUUGUACAUUCACUAUUGAAUGCCCCACCUCCCUGGGUGAACUGGUGGUGGUGGAACUGGACAGGCAAGAUCAGGUCGUUACUGAUGACUGGUUCUGUGCCAAAGUCACCGUGGUGACCCCAGAGGAGGACACGGCACAUUUCCCCUGCUACAGGUGGAUCUCAGACAAAAAAGUCCACUACUUCAGAGAUGGGAAAGUUGGUAAGUCAAUAGGUGACGCUGGGAAUGAGGAGACUGAGAAAGAGAUGGAGACAGCUGUGACGGUGGUGCCAUGGUCCAAUGCAGAGACCAUAGGCGCCGAUACCAUGGGUGCUCCGGGGCUCGAACACCUACGGAGAACCUCCGUGACCCAGUCUGCCAUGCGUGCGCUCGUGACCAACCAUGGCGGAAAACAUAAAUCGGAGCCACUGGAAGAGAUUAUACCAGCUAAAAGAGCGUUUGAUGACAUCAAUCCUCUGGUCGUGUCCAGCACCCAGAUGUUCAGAAGGACCAUGGCGUACUGGGUGACCGUGUUUACGGGUGACUUGGGGUUCUCUGGCACAUUCAAUCCUAUUUACAUCAAGCUGGUAGGGACAGAUGGAGAGAGCGAGCGUCUGAGGGCCAGUCCUUGGAUUGGAUUUAGAACAAGACAAGAGUAUACAUUCCCUAUUGAAUGCCCCACCUCCCUGGGUGACCUGCUGGUGGUGGAACUGGACAAGAAACCUCUGCCUCUAACACUUUCAGACAACUGGUUCUGUGCCAAAGUCACAGUAAGAAGUGAGACUCCAGAGAAUGACACGGCACAUUUCCCCAUUUACAGGUGGAUCUCAGACAACAAGGUCCACUACUUCAGAGAGGGCAAAGCUAAAAGAGUAUUUGAUGACAUCAAUCCUCUGGUCAAGUCCUGUAGGAAGAAGGAGCUCAAGGAAAGAGCCCAGGACUACAGAUGGGAUUCCUAUAAACAAGGUUUACCUGACUGCAUGAAAUCUGAGGGUCCCUCGUCUCUGCCCCUAGAGGUCCAAUUCUCCUACACCAAGGAAAUAGAGUUCCGCUUAACCGCUGCCGAAGAACUGAAGAAGCUGUGGCUCGAGGGUCUGAUAAACCUGAAGGAACCGUGGAAGAGCAUCGAUGACAUGCGCAAUGCUUUCAGCUUUCGAAGCACACACCUAUCAGACUACGUCCAGCAACACUGGAGGGAAGACAAGUUUUUUGGCUACCAGUUCCUGAACGGAAUCAACCCCAUGAUCAUCCAACGGUGCUCCAAGCUGCCGGAGAAUUUCCCCGUCACCAACGACAUGGUCAGGGCUUCCCUGCAUGGCGCGAGAAGCCUAACUGACCAAAUCAAGAAGGGGAACAUCUACCUGGUGGACUACAAACAGCUGGAUGGAGUGACCGCUAACGUGAUCAACGGGAAACAGCAGUACCUUACGGCUCCUCUCGUUCUGCUCCAAAAGACCCCAGACCACAAACUGAUACCCAUCGCCAUCCAGUUGAAGCAGAAGCCAGGAGAGGACAACCCCGUCUUCUUCCCCACUGACUCAGAGUACGACUGGCUGUUGGCCAAGAUCUUCGUGAGGAGCGCAAACUUUAAUGACCACGAGCUGAACGUCCACCUGCUGCGUACCCACCUCCUCAGCGAGGUGUUCGCUGUGGCCUUGCUGCGCAACUUUCCCAUGGUGCACCCCCUCUACAAGCUACUCGUUCCCCAUACCCGCUACACCCUUCAGAUCAACACCAUGGCCAGAGCUAAGCUGAUAUCAAAAGACGGAGUUUUCACUCAGUAUUCAGCAUCAGGUGGAGAGGGAAUGUUCACUAUCCUGCAGAGAGAGCUGUCCUCUCUGACCUACAGCUCCCUCUGUCUGCCGGAGGACAUCGCUGCACGAGGUCUGGAAUCCAUCCCGAACUUCUACUACAGAGACGACGGGCUCAGACUGUGGGAUGUGAUCCACAGGUUUGUCCAGGGAGUGAUCGGUCACUACUACAAGUCAGACUUGGAGGUCAAGAAGGACUCUGAGCUGCAGAACUGGAUCAAGGACAUCUUCCUCCAUGGAUUCCUGUCCAGGGACAGCUCAGGAAUCCCUGAAUCUUUCAAGACUGUGGCGGAACUCGUCAAGUUUGUCACCAUGGUGAUCUUCACAGGCUCCGCCCAGCACUCUGCUGUCAACACUGGACAGUUCGACUAUGGCGGUUGGCCGCUCAACUCCCCGAUCUCCCUGCAACUGCCUCCUCCCACCACUAAGGGGCAGAGUUCUGAGAGUACCAUGCUGCAGACCUUGGCAGACGUCAACUGCACGGCGCUUGGCGUGGGCACCGUUUCUCUUCUCAGCACGGAGUCCACUGACUUUGUCCCUCUUGGUGAAUACCCACAUGAGCACUUCAGUGAGGACGCCCCAUGCAGGCUGAUAAAGGGAUUCCAAGCAGAGCUGAAGACCUUCAGUGAGUCUGUCAAGGCCAGGAACUCCAGUCUGGAGGUUCCCUACACAUACCUGGAUCCUGAGCAGAUGGAGAACAGUGUGGCCCUUUAGACAGCAGACAGGCACCUCAUCCUGCAUCAGCAUCUGGUACCUGCUCUGGGUUUAGAUGUGAUUAGGAUGGUAACAGAAUGUUGGUUGUGUGUCAGAAUAUGCGGUAACACUUUAGAAUAAUGGUCCGUUGUUAAUGAGUAGCUAUGCAGGAAGUAAUAGGUAGUUCUACAUUAACACUGAAUUUAAUACUAUUAACUAAUAUGGAACCAAGAUUAACUAAGCAGUAAGUAGUCUAAUAGCGAAUUUAGUACAUGACUCUUUUGUUUAAAAAAUAUGUGUUUUAGCUGCCUGGUUGUUGUACGGAAAUUAAAUUACACAAAUCUGUGCCAAAUGUUAACUUUGGCUUUUGCCCAGAAACAAAGUAAAUAAAUGAGCAGAGUGCUUUUAAGAAUGAAUACAUUUUGGACUAUGCUUUUAAUGUAAAUUACACUGUGGACAGGGAUGUGGGUCCAAUCAAUAAACAAACAGAUGCUA